CACAGCACUCGCAGAGGGUCUAGAGGCUGAAAUCUGAUCCUUGCUAAUUUUUUUUUUUUCUGGUGCCUUCAGCCCCGGGCUGCCAGUGCAGGUCUGCGAGCCAAGCUUUCACACACACUCGUGUCCGCGCCAGUAACAGCGCUCACACUUUUUCAAGCGGAGCAAAGCAGGCGGGCAAUGAACAGCCUCCUGUCCGGAGCGCUCUGCCGGUGGAAGCUAUCUCCCGUCUCACAGUCGGCGCACGGCUCAGCGGCGCCCCAGACACUAGCCAUUCGUUUACAGGAGAAAGAGAAAACGUGGGCAUAGAGACAGCGGCGAACGAACUACGUGGUUUUAAGGGAUUGUUGAAUUUGGAACCUUCUUUGCCACCGCCAGAAGAAGAAACUCUUUCUGGAUAUUGUGUGUGUGUGUGUGUUUUUUUUUCCCGCUGCUUGUGAUUCUCCAGUGGGGGUUUGUGCGAAAGGAUUUUUACAGCUACUAUUACUAUUACUGUAUAAGAGCACGUUUGUGACUGACACCGAUUUCUUGGUCAGAGUCAGUACAGUUUGACAAGAAUUGUGACCAUUGGAAACUCAUCCAGCGAAGACUUCUGUCAGUCUCCUGCGGCUCCCUGGCGCUGCCGGCGCCCCAUCCCCCCUCCUGCGCCACCGCCGAGCGAGGCCGCCCGGGCACAGGGGCGGGAGGGUGCUGGGCUCCGCGAGGAGCAUGCACCCGCGGGAUGCGUGAAGUCGGGUGGGGCCGCAGCAGUCGACGUCUCUACGCCCCUUCCAGAGGAAUGAUUGCCCUGUGGUGCGCCCUCUGCUCCUGCUUCGUCAUCGUCCACGGCGUGCCCGCUGCCCGGCUGCCCACCGCCCAGCCUGUGGAGAAGGCGACGGUCAAGCCCACCGACUCGUUAUCGAGUGAGGCGGCCUUCCUGGAGGAUUUCAUUCUGGGGAUCGGAGACACCCUGGACCUGUCCUGUGGGCCGCAGGGGGUCUCUCAGCAGGUGGCCUGGUUCAAAGAUGGCGCGGCGGUGUUGCCGAGCAACAGGACCCGCAUCGGGCAGAAGGUGCUGCGCAUCAUCAACGUGUCGUACGAGGACUCGGGGGUGUACUUGUGCAGGCUGGCUCAUGGCGGGGCCCUGGUCAGCAACUACACUGUGAAAGUAGCAGAUUCCCUGUCAUCCGGUGAUGAUGAAGAUGAUGAAGAGUCGGACGAUGCAGGGGAGGCCCCCUACUGGACGCGGCCCGACCGGAUGGAGAAGAAGCUGCUGGCGGUCCCGGCGGCAAAUACGGUGAAAUUCCGCUGCGCCGCCGCCGGGAACCCCACCCCCACCAUCCACUGGCUGAAGAACGGCAAGGAGUUCAGGGGCGAGCAGAGGAUGGGGGGCAUCAAGCUGAGGCAUCAGCAGUGGAGUCUGGUGAUGGAGAGCGCGGUGCCGUCCGACCGAGGGAACUACACCUGCGUGGUGGAAAACAAGUACGGCACCAUCACCCACACUUACCAGCUGGACGUCCUAGAGCGCUCGCCCCACCGGCCGAUCCUGCAGGCCGGCUUGCCCGCCAACCAGACUGUCGUGGUGGGCAGCGAUGUGGAGUUCCAUUGCAAAGUCUACAGUGACGCGCAGCCUCACAUUCAGUGGCUCAAACACAUUGAGGUCAAUGGCAGCAGAUACGGCCCUGAUGGGGUGCCGUAUGUCAGCAUACUCAAGUCCUGGAUAAGUAAAAACACAGAAGCCAAUGAUAAACUCACUCUGUACAAUGUGACAAAGAAAGACGAGGGAAAAUAUUGGUGUCGAGCCUUUAAUUUCGUAGGCAUGUCCGAAAAUCCCUUCUGGCUUUUUAUUCACAACCCGAAACCAGCUAUAGAAGAGAUAGAGAAGGACGAUGACUAUGCUGAUAUCCUCAUCUACGUCACUGGCUGCGUACUCUUCAUCCUUACCGUGGUUAUCAUCAUCUUGUGCCGCAUGAGGAUGACCACGAAGAAGACGCUCACCGCUCCUCCUGUUCAAAAGCUCUCUAAAUUCCCCCUCAAGAGACAGGUAACAGUGUCCUUGGAGUCCAACUCGUCCAUGAAUUCGAACACCCCGCUGGUCAGAAUCGCCCGCUUGUCCUCCAGCGAUGGGCCGGUGCUGGCCAACGUCUCAGAGCUGGAGCUGCCCGCGGACCCCAAGUGGGAGUUUCCCCGGUCGAGGUUGACGCUGGGAAAGCCGCUGGGAGAAGGUUGCUUCGGCCAGGUGGUCAUGGCUGAGGCUAUUGGGAUAGACAAGGAAAAGCCGAACAAGCCCCUCACUGUAGCUGUCAAGAUGCUGAAGGAUGAUGCCAGUGACAAAGAUCUUUCUGAUCUGGUGUCUGAGAUGGAAAUGAUGAAGAUGAUCGGAAAACACAAGAACAUCAUCAACCUCCUGGGAGCUUGCACACAAGAUGGGCCCCUGUACGUGCUGGUGGAAUACGCAUCCAAAGGUAACUUGAGGGAGUACCUGAGGGCCCGGCGCCCCCCCGGGAUGGACUACUCCUUCGACACUUGCAAGAUACCCGACGAGCAGCUGACAUUCAAAGACCUGGUGUCCUGCGCCUACCAGGUGGCACGAGGCAUGGAGUACCUUGCAUCCCAAAAGUGUAUUCAUCGUGACCUGGCUGCCAGAAAUGUGUUGGUAACCGAGGACAACGUGAUGAAAAUAGCAGAUUUUGGCCUGGCCAGGGAUGUACACAACAUUGACUACUACAAAAAAACAACAAAUGGCCGGCUGCCCGUGAAAUGGAUGGCUCCGGAGGCAUUGUUUGACCGGGUCUACACGCACCAGAGCGACGUCUGGUCGUACGGAGUGCUGCUGUGGGAAAUCUUCACCCUGGGCGGGUCUCCCUACCCUGGGAUCCCAGUGGAGGAGCUGUUCAAGCUGCUGAAGGAGGGCCACCGCAUGGACAAGCCUGCAAACUGCACUCAUGAGCUAUACAUGAUCAUGAGGGAAUGCUGGCACGCCGUUCCGUCGCAGAGACCCACGUUCCGGCAGCUCGUGGAGGACCAUGACCGAGUGCUGUCCAUGACCUCCACUGACGAGUACCUGGACCUCUCUGUGCCUUUCGAGCAGUACUCCCCCACCUGCCAGGACUCGAACAGUACCUGCUCCUCGGGCGACGACUCUGUAUUUGCUCACGAGCCCCUGCCAGAUGAGCCCUGUCUUCCCAAACCACACCAGAGUAAUGGUGUCAUCAGGACAUGAGCCGUCAGGCUGCCUCCUAGACGGUGCGCUAGAAUAUGGGCCUGGAGCCGCGGCUGAGACCGGAAGGAAACUCAAUAUUUAGGCUGUACUUAAAAACAAAAACCCGCCAACUCCUUCAGCCUUACAUUAAAUUCAUUUGCUGUUCUUGCUGUUUUCCGAAAUGCUGUAUACAAAGUCAAAAGGCACUGUUUGACUUGAAGGAGCUGUUCUUCCUUUUUCCCUCUCACCAAGACCCGGACUAAUGUAUUUCCUAUAGAAGCCCGCUUUUUUUUUUUGUUUCAAAGAAAAUGAUGUUCUUCCGGCGGCUCCACGAGAGCCUACUACACAAGAGCAAGUGUUCCAGGAAAAAAAACAGAAAAAACCAUUCCGUGCCUACAAAGCUGACAGACAAAGGACAGAAAGGAAAGAGGGUUCUUACAUCAAAACAGAAGCCUUUGGCAGAAGAUGCUUUUAUCUGAGUUGGUGCAAUUAACUGCUUCUCAAGAAAUGCCGGUCCCCCGAACCCUCUAUGAAACUGGAGUCUCUCUCGGUCAGUGUCCAAGUUUAUUCUAAAUAUAUCGAGUGGCAUGAAGGAGUGUGUUGUGGGAUAUGCAAAAAACGCCCAGCAUGCGCGAUGAAGUGAAGUGACGUGUGUCUUCGUGGGGAGAGCCACAAGGAUGGAGGCAGAAACUCUUGUCAGAAACUGCGCUUUUCAGAAUCUUUUCAUAAAGGCUGGAACUUAAGGCCUACCAGAGCCGUCGCGCUCAGAGCUAUCGAUCACGCCGUCGGUGGGGAGAAAACAAGGGAGAAUUUGUAGGUAUGAAACACAGCAAGUCACCCCUGUGUUGGCCUUUAGUAAUUGGAAGGAUUUAAAACAGGAGUGCAUUGCGACUUUUGUUUUGUUUUUUUGUUUUUUUAACUUAUAUCUGAAAGGUUUAUAUUGUAAAUAUAUAAAUACAAAUAUGUAUCAUAUUGCUAAGAGCGGCAAUGUACCUAAAAGAAAUAUUCAUUAAAAAAUCUCCUUUUUUUUAAUCAUAAAAAACAUUGCAAUCUAGGAUAUACUGUUGUGGUCAUAUAAACAUUUAAUCUUUUGAAGCGUUAUAAAAAAAGUUUAUUUGAAUAAUUAACAUGUAUAUUUGUAAAGUUAUUUAUAGACUUUUAACAUAUCUGUUCAUAGUUUUAAAUGAUUAGGAUAGACAUUUUGGUACUGUAAACAACUUAUUUUUUUCAGAUUUUAAUUUUUUUUAACUUAUUAACAACAGAAAAGAGACAGGAUAUUUUCUCAGUUGUCAGCUCGUUUUUCUCCCAUUGUAUUCGAGUUUUAUUUUGUUUACAGUUGAAAGAAUGUAUAAAAUUGUAAAGAUGCGUUUAACAGUGUUUCUUCAAAGGGAUAAGCAAUUUCUUUUACAAGGAGGCAAAAAUGUUAGUAUUAUCCUGGAUUGCAGUGAACAUUGAAGUGUUAAAUCAGGCACUGUAAGAGCAGUGAUUAAGUCUCCUCGAGCUCCACCCUGCUUUUUAAUUCUUCAGCAGUUAAUCAGGUAUUACGAGAAACGGCAGGGUGGACGUUUUGAGUAAACUCUACCAAUAACGUAGCAGGAAACAUCUUGAAAUGCACAUUCUUGGUUUUGAGAUUUAACCACUGCCCUAUAGUGUUCCUCUUUGAAAUGAAGGCAUGCAUUGUGGUGUAAACAUUCCACAAUGCAAACAAAAGACUGACUCUGAGUUAUGCUGUCAUCUAAUUUAUGAGUAUCUUUAGUUUUUGCAGAAUUGCCACCAUAUCUAGUUAUGAAAUGCAGAUAAAAAAGAGGAAGACAGCUUUUACCUUCCUUCUUCAGUAGGGUGUUCAGUAGGGUGCAACUGUUAUCUCUCUCUCUAUGCUUAUUUUAAUCUCAGAUAUUACUACUGUAUGGUCCAAAAUAUUGGUAGGUGGCAGGGAAACCACACCAGGUGCUUUUUGUAAAAACAUAUAUGUGUUUAAAAGAACAGGUAAAGGUUUAUUCCACACUGCAAGGAAAAGAAAAGAGACAGAAGGUUUCAAAUGUGGAGCCUUCUUCGUGUGUUGAAAUGCUCCCUUGAGAAAGAUUCUUUUCUAUUGAGAAAGAUUUCAGUUCUAUUGAAACACUGGGAAUCUGCCUCUUCAGAGUGAACAGACCACCAAGUAAAUAUACAUUGCAAAAGGGAAAGUGAAGAUUUUCCAUAUGGCUUGUAUGUUACGGAAAAAAAAAUAUCCAGUUGCUGCUAGAAACAUAACUGCAGUUUUAAUCUUGGCGCAGGUAUUGCAAAUGUACUAGCCCCCCCUCCAGACGCAAUUUAACUGGCCCAUUUUUUACUCUGCAAAGUGCCUGGGAGUCAUUACCAUAGGAAUGAGGGUCGAUGGGGAUGGGCUGAGGGGGGCUUGUGCGAAUUUAAAUGUAAUCCUAUUUGAAUGUAACGUUGGCCAACUGAGGAAGGGAAGGACCUGUCUUAGAAGCUUUGCAUUGAAAGAAAUGGAAUACAGGGCCCUCCUCUGGUAUUAUUUCAGUCUCCCAUACACAUACAUAUAUACUGGGAGGCAUUAAAUAUGCAAAAAAUGCUAUUGGUUCCUAUGCUCAUUUGUUGCAUUUUUAAUGUCACUUAGUAUAUGUACAUAUUCUUUGAAAGUUGAGUAAAAGCUUUCCCUAUGGUGAGAGUAUUUUUUAUUCCUUUUCUUAUUUCUUCAAAGCAGCAGAUGCCACCUUCUUCAGAAUGAGCACUACAGCCUUGUUCUGAGAAUUCUCUAGUCUGUUUGAAACCGUCUCUGGAGGAGGUUGUGGUGGUGGUGGGGGCUGGAGGAGGAGGGGGGGGGAUCUAUUGUUAGUGCCAGAACCCUCUCAUCCCUCCCCUGAUACACAAUCACUGCCGCCUCCCUGCUGCAGGAAGAGCUCUGCUCGGGUGGCAGGCCUCAUUCAGGCCGGGGGGCAGGCGGUGGGGCUCAAUCUCUUCAGAUUGUCGAAAAAGUACCUCAUUUCAUGUUAUACUUCCAUAUUAAACACUGCAGUACGUGUAAGUGAUGACCCUGCCUGCCUAUUAAUUGAAAACUGUAGAACAAUAAUUAGAAGAAUGUUCCUUUCAAAGAGAGUGUAUAAUGUCCCUCAUAAAAGAGAGUAGUGAGGGCUGGCUUUUAUUAAAUAGAAGUCAAGGAUAAUGUCCUACAGGCCUUUCACCCUUCCAGGUAUGUUUGCUUUAUUGUGAAGGUAUCCAAAGUCAAACCUCCUUGUGAAGUGCCAGCGGUCACAGUAAUGCAGUGAGAGAAUCUGUUCACCCUUGUAUGUGUGUAUAUGUGUGUGUGUGCACUUACAUUUGUGUUCUUUUUUUCCCAUCUUCAAGUUUAUAUAAUUAGCAAUACUGGGAUGUCAGACUUUCCUCCAUUUAACUCUUUUGUUUUUUGAAAGUAUUUUAAUAGUGCCAUGAAGCUCUUACUACAUAGAAAAAAAAUAAUUUAGUUUGAAGUCACUUAAGUGAUUGUUGUACAUCGAGUAGAUUUUAUAUAGCUGUGUGAUUUGUUUUGUAAAAUUAUAGAAAAAAAGAUAUUUACAGUAUUUUCUUACAAAAUCCAUCUGAAUAUGUGCAUUCCAUGUACCUAUUUCCAAUGUUUAAAAAAUGAAAUACAUAUUGUGCAAAUUUUUCAAAGAAUUAAACUAGAUAUCUAUAUAAUUUAUUUUUUUGUUUUACUUUUUUUUUACAAAGUUGUUGUAGAACAGCAGACAUAAUGUUUCAUAUUCAGUGCUUUUGUAGUUUUCAUACCUGUAUUUUGCCACAUAUGAAACAUUUGCAUAAGGGUCUUUAUAAAUGCGAUGUUUGGUCACAUUCCACAGAAGUGAAUUACUUCAGGUUGGCAAAAACCUCUAUAUUUUCAUAUCAGUCUAUGUGCCUGAAAAACUUCUGAUGUUGAAAGUUCUUGAAUAAACACUAAAUGAGUCAUGA
This is a messenger RNA of Lepisosteus oculatus (spotted gar), 7120 nucleotides long. The record is from RefSeq and is a predicted model, not a curated record. Lineage: Eukaryota; Metazoa; Chordata; Actinopteri; Semionotiformes; Lepisosteidae.